Tinamus guttatus (white-throated tinamou) is the source of this 2296-nucleotide messenger RNA. It is a transcript of the gene MTPAP, whose product is annotated as mitochondrial poly(A) polymerase. Gene Ontology annotation, molecular function: poly(A) RNA polymerase activity. NCBI's taxonomy places the organism in Eukaryota, Metazoa, Chordata, Aves, Tinamiformes, Tinamidae. The record is from RefSeq and is a predicted model, not a curated record. Gene Ontology annotation, cellular component: mitochondrion. Gene Ontology annotation, biological process: RNA 3'-end processing.
AUGGCGCUGGGCCUGGCGCUGCUGCGCGGCCGUUGGCGCCUUCCCGCCUCGGGCCUUGGCCCUCAGGCCCGGUUCGGUUCUACCGGCACCGCGGUGCAGAGGACGCCGUCGGCUGCCGAGGAGGCAGAUGCCGAGGUCAAUGGCAGAAAGAAGACAUUCACUGAGGUUCAAACAGAACGGUUGGAGCAAGCAGAACGGACUAUUUUGAUUAAGUGCCCACCAAAAAUUAGUGAGAAAAAAUUAUUACAGUAUUUGUCCAGUCACGGAAAAAUUAACAGUCACUUCUUUUUUGAAAAUCGUGGUAUCCAUGCCUUAAUAGAAUUUUCUGAAAAAAACAGUAUAGCCUCAUUACAGGAUGUUAUUGGAAUCCCAAGUACUACAGAGUAUCCUGUUGUUCCCUUUAAGUCGAGACUUUUUACUUUUGUGAUGAAAAACCCAGUGGGUCAAGCUGCUGCUGAGACACAAAUUCACCUCUCUCCUCAGUCUCACAUUACAGUCAAAGACCUUAUUCAAAAACUUUGUGGUGCUGACAGUAUAAGCAGUCAGAUGUACACUCUGCUGAAUGAAUAUCAGCUCACAGAAGAAAAUAUCAAGCUCCGAUUUUUGGCCUGUUCCCUGGUUCGGGAUUUUGCACGUGCCUAUUUCCCAGACAGCGUGGUAAAGCCGUUUGGCUCUUCAGUGAACACCUUUGGCAAACUGGGAUGUGACGUGGACAUGUUUCUGGACUUUAAUGAAGCAAGAAAGCACAUUAAAAAAAUGGCAAAAGGGCCGUUUGAAAUGGAGUAUCAGCUGAAAAGGUUGCCAUCUGAAAGGCUGGCGACUCAGAAAAUCCUGUCCGUGAUCGGGGAUUGCCUUGAUCAUUUUGGUCCUGGAUGUGUGAGUGUGCAGAAGAUACUCAACGCUCGCUGCCCACUGGUGAAAUUCUCCCAUCAGCCAACAGGAUUUCAGUGUGACCUGACAGUGAGCAACAGCAUUGCUGUAAAAAGUUCAGAACUGCUGUAUAUCUAUGGUUGUCUUGAUUCCCGUGUGAGAGCACUGGUGUUCAGUAUACGAUGUUGGGCCCGUGUACAUGGACUUACAAGUAGUGUUCCUGGUGCUUGGAUUACCAACUUCUCUCUGACCAUGAUGGUCAUCUUCUUUCUGCAAAAGAGAUCACCACCUAUCGUUCCAACAGUAGACCAACUUAGAGCACUAGCAGAUGAAGAAGACAGGCACGUAAUUGGAAGUUAUGAUUGCUCAUUUGUUAGUGAUUUAAGCAAGAUUAACCCUACAAAAAAUACAGAAACACUUGAUGAAUUGCUGUAUAACUUUUUUGAAUAUUUUGGAAAUUUUGAUUUCAGAAAGAAUUCCAUAAAUCUUCGAAAGGGAAAGGAAGUAAAUAAACCUGAGUCGUCUCCUCUUUAUAUCUGGAAUCCCUUUGAACAAGACCUUAAUAUCAGCAAGAAUGUUAAUCAGCCACAGCUGGAGAAAUUUGUCGCCUUGGCCAGAGAAAGUGCCUGGAUAUUACAGAAGGAAGAUAAAACUCAGCGAAUGAUCAGUAAAGAGCCCUGGGGACUGGCAGCCCUGUUGAUACCAUUUGGAAAAAACAAUCCAAACAUGAUGAAGAAUAGGGUGAAGGGAAUAGGGAGUGAAACAAUCAAAAGCCUCUUGGACUCCUUGAAGUUAAGUAACGUGAACAAUCUACAAAAAGCAGUGGGAAAAUGACUUUCAGUGUGGAAACACAGUAGCUGCUAUUCUGUUUUAGGAAUUUAAUGCGACACAGUCUGGAGGACAUUAACAUUUCUAUUAUGAAGAAAUGGAGAGUCAAAUGACUUCUGUUUUCCAUUGCCAUGCUUUCUGUACAGGUCUGCUUUGCUCCUCUAUACAGUCUCCUCCUUACUCUCCAUUUCUCCGUCUGUUCUGUGGAUGAAGAACAUGCAAAUACAACUUUUACAGAUACCUUUUGGAAUUUGCCUGCAGCUAGGCAUAGUUUUUAACAAAAAUACGGACAGAAGGAGCAGGGGAAAAGCCUUUGGGAAUUCUGUUGGCUAACACACAAAUGAUGUGUUAAGCAAAAGCUCCAGAAGCAACCACCUUUCAGUGAAACCACGUCUUAAAAGAUGAAUGUUAGUACUGUUGCUUCCAUUGCAGCCACCUUCUGGGAGUCAGUAAAACCAAAGUGCAUGUGUCUAUUUUUGUAAUUGUUUUUCAUUCAUGUAGAUCGUGCCAAGACACAAUAAAGAGGAUGGAAUUGGACAGUAGGGUUUGCAGUGUCAUAAAGCAUCACUCUCCAUGGAUGCUACAACUGUUUCAUACU